AGAGGAGCAGCUACAGCUGUCCUUUUAAAGUUGACUAUCCGGUUCUUCAUGUGACUGAAAGUCGGGUGUUACAAUUAAAAUCGAAACCAUAAAAACAUAAACGCUCGUGAUCUGGGGCAGUAGAGUGGGGCCUUCACUGACGGUCGCUUUCAGCUUAAUGACGAUGAUGAUGCCGAAGGGGCAGAAGCGCAAACUAUCCAUAGAGGAGGAGGCUUCAGACUACAGAGCUCCCACCUGGGAGAGCCAGCAGCAGUUUCUGCUCACAGUUUCCCUCAACAAGUAUCAGUUCUCCCAGCAGCUACGUGAGCCCAGCCUGCGACGGUCCGUCCUGAUAGCCAACACCCUGCGGCAGAUCAGCCUGCAGAUGUCUAUGGUACCAUCAGUCAACGUGGAGGUGUCAGAACCUCCAGGUAUUGCUUCAUCUGCACUGACAGCAAGUAUUGCCGCUGCAGCAAAACGUCAUUCUGCUGUAACGGUUGACAGCUGCUCAGCUCUGGCCACCUGCCCCAUGGUUUCCUUAAAUUACUCACCAAAUUCUACUGAAAAGACAAACUACUCGAGUGAAUCAAAUUUCCAUAUCAGUAUAGAGGAUGACGAGGACUGGGGAUCGAUGUCCACUGAUACUGAUUCAUCUCUUUCAGCUGUCAUUUCCUCUAUUCUUGCCGCACUGGACUCUACUAUAGACGGGAAUCCUCAGCCACCUCCACGGAUACCCCUCAGGCCCUUGGAGAACAUGUCCAAGCCCUAUGAGGGAAGCGUGGCCUUGGUAAAUCACGGUCUCAGAGAUCCCGGUGACUGCAGGGAGCAGCAGGAAGACGGCAGCAUGGAGGUAAUGAGGUCCAGCUACCUUGGGGAUUUCACUGUGGAGGACUUGUUCCAGGAUAUAGACACAUCCCUGGUAGACAUAGACAUGGGAGUGAUUGGGCACAGAAGCACUGAAGGUGGACACACAGCUGGGGAUGACCUGUUUAUGUACCUGCCACCUUUCUCCCCCCACUCCCCUUUCUCACCACACUCUAUAACACCCACCUCCCAAAAUGCCCAGCCUGCUCUGAUUGGCCAGUUGGCAUGAUGAAUACAAGGCAACACUUAUUAUGUAUAGUGACUGUUGUAAGCCCCCUAAGAGCUGUCGACCGCCUUUAAAACAGUAUCUUUGGGUUAACUGUGGAGCGACUACUUGUUUAAAAAAACAUUUUGUGAAAUGUGGCCCUCAUUUAAGAAUUUUGAUGUUGUUAUUUUUGUGUAUGAAUUUUUAAAUUCAGCUAUCCUUUACACAAAACUACAGCGCUCCUAAAGUCCUGUAAAGGUUCUUUCUUUCUUUUAUUAAAAUCCUGUGUGCACAAGCUUUUUUAAAAAUGUGCAAACAGGACAAAUAAGUCGCUGGACUAAUGUUAAAAAAGAGGAGGAAAGAAAUCACCUCACUGGACUUUAAGGUGUCUGUACAACACUGAGAAAAAUAACAAUUAUGGAUUUAAUCCAUUUUAAGUACAAAUUAAUGGUUUGUACAUUACUUCGCAGUCUAAUGAUGAUCCCGAGGGGGCAGAAGCAUAAACCCUCCCCCUCAAUCCAAGUCUGAUGUACCCAUCUUCACUCUCCACCAGCAUCUGCUUCAGUCUCUUAUCAAAAUCUUGUGAGGGGAAGGAAUUAGCUCGAGCAUCUUUAUCAUAAACUCUGGUAGAGUUUAUAAAAAUGGCUUGCGUGCAUGAACACCCUUCACUUGCCGUCUGCUCUGUCCUCUGUCGAUCAUUACACAGCCUUUAACCGCGGGGACAGGUAAAGGUCUGUGCACUGUCUCAGCACAGCUCUGCCAGUUAAUGUUGAGGACAUUCAGGCCUGCAGUGCAUGUGUGAGCUACUGUGUUUUCAGUAAAGCUCUGGGUACAUCCACAUUAAUACAAUUUAGUUUUAAACUGUAACCUUAACUGUGUUUGGACCUAACAAUCACACCGCUAUAGAAGACGCCUAACACUGAGAGUUUUUAAAAAUGCAGUCUGAGCUUGGAUUAUUUUUUUUAAUGGUCGGCGGUGAUGGAGCAGGCAGACAUGCUUGUUUUCUAAUGCGUCAGAAACGCGUGUCUGCACGGAGAUCUUUUUCCUUUUAAAGGACCAUUUUAAGAUUUGCAUUAGUCCUCGGUGUGCCUUCUUUCUCUUUACACCGACGCAGGCUUGCUCAGUUUACCUGAGCAGUCAGCAUGCUAGUUUAGACGAGUGGUUCUCAAACGGCGUGGCAUUGACAACAGGGUGAAAAAUUCUAAUGAAACUGAUGUUUUUUUUCCCCUUUGUUGGGUGGAGGAAUACGUUUGAUGCUGUUGCACUGAUGAUAUGCACCUUGUAUAAGUAAAAUCCAACUUUUUUCCCCCCCUUUUGUUAUUUGUUAGGGAUUGGGGUGGUUUUUUUUGGCUUCUGAAGUGGGGUAUGCCAUAAAAAGUUUGAGAACCACUGGUUUGGAGAGAUUUAUAAAAACUGCUAAAACAAUCAGAACGGAGAUCAUUUUCAUUUAAAAAGUGUUAGUGUGGAUGUAAGAAAAGGCAGCUUUCAGUCAUGCACUGGUGUUCAUCCAUGCAGCGAUUUGACUGUCAGGGCAGCACAUGAGACAACUCCUUGUUACCACAAAUGUAAAGUGUGAGCUCUGAGAUUUGAUUUGACUGAUAUUGGAUGGAGAGGAUGGCUGAAACACUAAUGUUAUAGGUCAAAUCUUCAGUAGAGAAAUCACUUAACCUCUUUUUUUUAUUAAUGUCAGGAUUUCAAACAGUAAAAAUGGGCAGGAAUCAAAGAUUAUCAUCAAAAGUAUUGAUCGGGUGGAUUGGCUAAAAGAUGUUCACAGAAACAGCAUUUAGUUCAUUAACAAAAUAGUUACCGCGUUUGGUGGAUUUUGGCGUUUCACGCAGAGACUGAAAAGCGUGAAAGCAGAAUUAGUCUCGUCUGAAGAGUUUCCUGAGUGCAGCUGUGGCUCAGGAAAUGAUGUGACAGAUGGUGGUUGUGAACCGCUCUGUGCACUGUUGUAUUUUAGUUUUUCUUUUUUUCCUUUAAAAAGAUGUUUUAGAGCCUUUACAGUACUGUGAUGAUAUACAAAGCAUCCUCACCCACUCAAGCGUGACAGUCCAAAGCCACUGGUCACGUCACCUCGGGUAUCUGCAGCCGUUAUGCAACAGCACUUUGUUGUUCAGAUGUAUUAUUGAUCAGGUGAUUGAGUCCAGAUGGUGCUGACUUCCACGCUGUGAGCAGUUCAUGAAUCAGGUCAGUUUCUGCCAGUUUUAGCAGGCUUCACUUUCUCAGUGGUUUCUUUUGUGGCAGUUUUGUCAUAAUAUGGAUUCAUAAGUUUGUUCAACUAACAGUAUUUAUUUUAGAAAAGGUGACAUUUCAGGGAACAAGUUCAUUUUCAGUUCUGUUAGAUGUUACUGUAGGAACAUGUAGGAAUUUAUACCAACUUUGCUAAAAUACCCGACGGGAUGAAAUGUUUGAGGAAGCACCCCAAGUGCUGGUUUUUGUAUUUUUAUAUCCAGGUUAUGUAUUGAAGUUGCUUUCUAUGCAUACGUCCUUUCUGAGUAGCUGGCUUGCAACUCCAAAAUAUUUAUGAAUGACUCGUUUUGUCAACAGUGAGUAAUUUAUUAUCGUAUCACACUGACAUAUUACUAAUGGUAUAUUAAAAUACCGUCAUGGCAGUUAUUUUAUUUACUUUUUUCCUCUACGCUUUAGAGAUUUGUAAGAUGUUUUAAAGUGUAGGGCAGAAUGCCCAGAUACUGUGUAUUUUUGACAACCUGUUUACCUGUACUGAUGUUUUGUAAUAAAAUAUGCAACUGUGUAAAGAAAAAAAA
Molecule: messenger RNA, 3813 nt
Organism: Maylandia zebra (zebra mbuna)
Lineage: Eukaryota; Metazoa; Chordata; Actinopteri; Cichliformes; Cichlidae
Gene: sertad3
Product: SERTA domain containing 3
Cellular component (GO): nucleus
Molecular function (GO): transcription regulator activity
Source: RefSeq, a predicted model, not a curated record